CGCAGCAAAGAUCGCAGAUCUCUGCACCGAUGGACCCUGUGAAACUUCCACCCGCCAGAGGCGACGAAAUCUCCCGGCCGUGGUCGAGAGACAGUCACAGGUAUCUACAAGACUCUGCUUUGAAAUUUGGCGAGGAUGCGCAUCGCGAAUAUGAUCGGCUUGCGAUCUCACAACCCUCCACUGCACCAACUGUCACUCCUCCAAAGGGCCGCGUCUCGUCGAUGACUCAACGGGAGGAUGAGCAGUUGAUGCGCAGCAGUUUUUUAGCGGAGGCCUCUGAUUGCAUCCGCUCAUUGCAGGCCGUGUUUGAAAGUGCCAAUGCAACGACAUUUGUUUCGAGAUUUGACGAUUGGCGGAAGAUCGAUUUGAAAGCGACCGCACAGAUGCAGCAGCAUGUGAAGACGUUGCAAAAUCUGAAUGAGCUAAUGGCCGAUUUUCUGCAGAGGUGUUCCGCAGUUGAAGUCUUCCAAGACUUUCACGCGACCAUGGCCGACUUGUCAACGUCCGUGCGUGAAAUGCACGACUUCAGAGAUCAUUUCACAUCAAGUAUCGAUGAGAUUUCCAAGGGCAUCGCAGAUCGCGUGUUUCUUCAGCUGAGCAAAGAAGCCGAAGAACGAAGUGCCUGGCUUCACUGUCAACUGGAAAAACAUGGUGAGGUUCAGGAGAGUCUUGCAGCGACUCAACGGAAAAUGUGGCACAGGUUGGAAGCCAUGGGAAGGACCAUGGAGAAUCAACUGAAGGCGACCAAGGAGACUACGGAUCACCUGGAUGUACUGAAUGAGUCGCACUUGUCCGUCAAGAAAGAUUGCAAGAGCCUCUUGGACCUCCAGCAGGGUGUCUUCACCACCUUCCAGAAUUCCUCUGAACAGCAAGGUGCACUGCAAGACAACAUCUUUGCAACCAUCUCCAAGGAGAUGCAGAGUAUGAAUGGCUACAUUUUCCAGUCCCUUGGCUGGAAUCCAGAGACCCCUGCAGUGGUAGAGAGCCUUCAAUCCUUGGAGUCACGCUUCGUCCAGUGGGAGUCCAAGACGUUGCAAGACAUGGAGGACCAGCGACAGGAGGUGGCGAGGAUGGAGAAUGCCUUGCGGGAGAGUGAAAAGAGUAUCUCAAAGGCCAACCAGUUGAGGGAGGAAGGUCUUUCGGAGCAGGCCGCCCUCAAGGAUCAUCUGCAGAAGGCAACCAGUGCUUUGAAGGAAAUGAAGGUGCAGCUGAAAGACGCCCAGAUGAUCUCACUGCUUAACAGCAUGAAACGGCUGAGAGACAUCGAAGGCCGUGGAAAUGUGAAGGUGGAUCGGCAAAGUGGUCGUGUCACCCCAGUGCGCCCAAUUGAGUUCCUACCUGAAGCUCCUCCCAAAGAGAAGGGACCCUUCAAAGUGACUUUCAAGGAUGAAGCUGAUGUUCUGAACGUCGUUGCAGAUCUCUUGGAAGUCAUGGUGAUGUUCGACUCCUCGGUGCAGCUCAAUGUAGCUCUGAAACAGGGCCGUGGAGGGGAUGCCAACAGCUGGCAGCGUCUGGCGGAAAGGCGGGCGGAAACCUUGAAGGAACACCUGGUGAAGGCUGGUCGAUCAGAGGAGAGCAUCAGCAUCUGUGGAUGCAUGGGAGCAGCCAGCGAGUUUUUUGGACAGCUGAUGGAUACUGAGAUUUUCCCUCCCAAACCUGCACCCACCAAAGCCUCGCCGCCCAGUCGAUCAAAGUCACCUGCGCCCAAGAGAAAAUGAGUGGUGUUUGAUUUUACCACUGAAAAUUGGCGAAAACUUGGAAAGAGACUGACGUCCAGGCGUUUGGAUGUGAUGUCUGUGGAUUUUUCAAGGAGAACAUGGGACACAAUACGUUGGAGAAAAAUGGAAAAACACGAUUGCCUUUUGUUCACCCUAGUUUCACCAAGAUAGUGCUUUGAGUGCGGUCACCGACGUCACCGCGCUAAGACUAGCUUCCCAGUGCGACGCCAAUAAGGCACGCGGGUGACAAAAAAUC
Molecule: messenger RNA, 1974 nt
Organism: Cladocopium goreaui
Lineage: Eukaryota; Dinophyceae; Suessiales; Symbiodiniaceae
Source: the annotation of a GenBank genome assembly